This is a messenger RNA of Apodemus sylvaticus (European woodmouse), 3720 nucleotides long. RefSeq names its product cyclin C (gene Ccnc). Gene Ontology annotation, biological process: positive regulation of transcription by RNA polymerase II. Gene Ontology annotation, cellular component: nucleus; mediator complex. NCBI's taxonomy places the organism in Eukaryota, Metazoa, Chordata, Mammalia, Rodentia, Muridae. The transcript is spliced from 13 exons. Gene Ontology annotation, molecular function: cyclin-dependent protein serine/threonine kinase regulator activity. Bases 213 to 1061 code for a protein of 282 amino acids. The record is from RefSeq and is a predicted model, not a curated record.
AACUUUUGUCGGCCGGAACCGGUGUACGCCGCUCAGUGUUGUCGACCGGCGUCAAGGCGACGAGGGUGCUGUUCUCUUCCUCCGGCUGCGGUUGCCUUGGAGUUCAGUCCAGCCGGUUUGGUUGAGAAGCACAGUCGCCCGGACUGUGUCUAUGGUCGCUCCGCGGGCCGCUUCGCCGGCUGGUGCUUUCGUAUCAGGGCAAGCAGUAUUCCAUGGCUGGGAACUUCUGGCAGAGCUCCCACUAUUUGCAGUGGAUUUUGGAUAAACAAGAUCUGUUGAAAGAGCGCCAGAAGGAUCUAAAGUUUCUCUCAGAAGAGGAGUAUUGGAAAUUACAAAUAUUUUUUACAAAUGUUAUUCAAGCAUUAGGUGAACAUCUUAAAUUAAGACAACAAGUUAUUGCUACUGCUACAGUCUAUUUCAAGAGAUUCUAUGCUAGGUAUUCUCUGAAAAGUAUAGAUCCUGUAUUAAUGGCUCCUACAUGUGUGUUUCUGGCAUCCAAAGUAGAGGAAUUUGGUGUCGUCUCAAAUACAAGAUUGAUUGCUGCUACUACUUCUGUAUUAAAAACUAGAUUUUCAUAUGCCUUUCCAAAGGAGUUUCCUUACAGGAUGAAUCAUAUACUAGAAUGUGAAUUUUACCUCUUAGAAUUAAUGGACUGUUGCUUGAUAGUGUAUCAUCCUUAUAGACCUUUGCUCCAGUAUGUGCAGGACAUGGGCCAAGAAGACGUGUUGCUUCCCCUUGCAUGGAGGAUAGUGAAUGAUACCUACAGGACGGAUCUUUGUCUGCUGUAUCCUCCUUUCAUGAUAGCUUUAGCUUGCCUACAUGUAGCCUGUGUUGUACAACAGAAAGAUGCUAGACAAUGGUUUGCAGAACUUUCCGUGGAUAUGGAGAAGAUUUUGGAAAUAAUCAGGGUUAUUUUAAAACUUUAUGAGCAGUGGAAGAAUUUUGAUGAGAGAAAAGAGAUGGCAACUAUUCUUAGUAAGAUGCCGAAACCGAAACCACCUCCUAACAGAAGCUCCCUGAGUGAUUCUCCACUAAUGGCAGGGCCUGAAGCUGCGAGAUGAUGAUGGACAAGAUAAGGCAAUCUCCUAUUGUCACAGUUACUGUGAAGGAGAGCAGGGUCCAAAUGGAAGUCAGAACUCUAGCUACAGCCAAUCUUAGAGCACCCUGAAGAAUCCCGUAGUGGACCACUUGGAAGUAAAGCAUUGGACAGUUUGAGUAAUGUCUUCAUGGUAAAGCAGAUGCAAACGGAUAGCUUGUUUCUGUCAAGCAUAUUGGGAAUUGACUUAAUUUUCACAAAAUAAGGUUUUUUCCUAACUUGAUUCUAGUGUGUAAUUUAUUAAAUCUUAAUUACAAAAUUUAGUGAAGCUCUAAAGGAACCUAUAGCCAUACACAGACAUUUCAGGGUUAACUUCUCUCUUACAUACACAUAUGUAUAUAAACACAUACUAAUACUGGUUUAUUAGGUAAUUGGGAUUUUUUUUUAUUAAUAAUAGCUUUUUUUUUAAUUAAGUCAGGAAACAUAAAAUGUCAUUUGUUCACAUUUUUCUUUGGGCAUUGACGGACCAAAAAGGACAUAAGUCAAUAAAACGCCCCCCAACCCAGGUAAAUUUUAAAACUGGAUUAAAGAAAUUAAAUCUUAGAAAAUCUGAGAAAGAGGGCUAGAGAGAUGGCUCAGAAGUUAAGAGCACUGACUGUUCUUCCAGAGGUCCUAAGUUCAGUUCCCAGCAACCACAUGGUGGCUCACAACUAUCUGUAAUGAGAUCUGAUGCCCUCUUCUGCUGUGUCUGAAGACAGCAAACUGUGUACUCAGAUAAAUAAAAUAAAUCUUUAAAAGAAAAAGAAAAUCUGAGGUUUUAGAAAUGAUAAUUACAAUUUGAGGAAGAUUAAUUGAGAACUUACUGAUUUUAAAAUAUAUUGUAUUCAAUACAUUUUGUUUCAUCACAGAAGAUACUGGCCCAGCCUAUCAACCUAUCAAAGAAGUGAUAUAUAUAUAUAUUUUUUGAAGGUUGUAUUGACUUACUAGCUGUUUUGAAAAGCUGAGAAACCUGGAAGAAAAGGUUAUUUGCAACUAAUUUAUAGUUAAUAAACAUUUUAAGAGCUUGAUUAAACGCUUAAGUUAAAAUUUGGUGAAAUUUUAAUGUUUAAUCUGUCCUGAAAAUUUUUUAUAAGACAUAUACACCCAGUUUAAUUUUGUGUCUUAGUGUGAGCUAACAUAUAUACAUCAGGUAUUCUGAAUCAGGAAGGAACCUAGUCAGGUUUUAGACCAGUGAGAUUCUUAAUUCUCAUGGAUGUAGACUUCAGAAUAAAUGUUACAUUUGUGGGACUUCAUAAAUUAACUCAUUUUCUUCAGACUGAAAGGAAGAAGAAUAAAUAAAAUUUGAAGUAAUGAGAUAUUAUUGUGCAGUUUUGCACUUUUUAAAAAAUAAAUCAUGGGAAAAAUUACUAAGUUGACUUCCUGGUUAAAACUGGAAGAAUAAAAGUUAAGUUUUUCAGCUAUAUUCACAAAUGUCUUGAAUUCCUGUUGCUAAGUUUGACUUAGGUUUUCUGAGAAUCUUUGUGUGUUAAAUUCCAACCCUAAACUUUGUAAAGGGGUGAUUUUUGUAUAGUUUAUGAAUAGAUUGUAAGGAAAGUUCUGCUUCCUAAUUGAGAAUAUCAGAUGCAGAUGUACUGGAAAGGAGUCUUUACGUUGGUACAGAUACGGGUUCUCCUAAGGUUGUAUAACAAGAAACAAACAAACCAACAAACAGGCUCUCCCCAGGCCUGAAGGGGUUAAUCCAAGUUUAGGUUGGAUGCUUGGUGAUUGCUUAUCACAGCCAUUAACUAUAGCUUUAUCUUAAAGCUUUUUUUUUCUUCAGAUUUAUCUUUGUGCUUCAUCAUUUUCUUUACAAAUACUGUUGGGGAAAAUUAAGAUUUGCAAGAGCAGACAAAGCAGUGAAAUAAGCCUCCGUGUGUGUGUGUGUGUGUGUGUGUGAUCCAGCCUGAGCUGUUACUGACUCAGAGCCGGGUUUACCUUGUUUAAACCUCCACACCAGACUCCAGUUCAUAGAUUAUUUUGAAGAAAUUUCUAGAUAUAUUAUUUUAUCCAUAAAUAUUUCAUACUAUUGAUAGGUAACAUAAUUAUUUAAUAUUUUAAAAUUCUUAGUUCCCUGAAUGUUGCAGAGUAUUCUUUGUAUUCAUUUAUAAAUCCUUUUAGUUUUAGAUUCAUGGAUUCUUCCUCCAUGCUAUAACAAACAUUCCCUGUUCUCAUUUGUUCAUGUAGUAAGUUUCCCAUAGCCUGAGUUUUACUGUGAGCAUCUUUAGCAUGCCAUUUAGUGAGGGUUUUUUGCUCUUUUGUAUUUCUGUAAAUUAAUAAUUGAAUAUGAAGGCUCAUCACAUUGAGAUUCUUUUUGUUUUGGCUAGAAUCCUGUAGGGUGGCCGUCUCUUGCAUUAAUAAACACAUAGUGUUGCUGUAUUGUCCUCACUUAUGACAAGUACUGUUUCAGCAUCAGUAGUUAGUCUUAGGCACUGUCCAGUCUCAUAGCCACCAGCCACUUAGGGCUGAGCAGUUACUAUGUGGCUUGUCUGAAUGCAAAUAUGCUGUAAAUGUACAAAUAUGUUGGAUUUCAGGUACUUAUUAAUACAAAACAAUGUUAAAAACCUCAAUUUGUUUAUAACCAACCCUUAUGUGUUUUAAACGAUAUUUUGGAUACAUAGAAUUAAAUAAAACAUUAUUAAAAUUUU